This is a messenger RNA of Cryptomeria japonica (Japanese cedar), 1368 nucleotides long. RefSeq names its product probable disease resistance protein At4g27220. The transcript has a single exon. Gene Ontology annotation, molecular function: protein binding. Lineage: Eukaryota; Viridiplantae; Streptophyta; Pinopsida; Cupressales; Cupressaceae. The record is from RefSeq and is a predicted model, not a curated record. Bases 1 to 1368 code for a protein of 455 amino acids.
AUGGCAGGCAGCGCUUCAAAUGAAUGGGAAUUCAAACUCCAGAGGUUGCAGAACGAUGGUGUGCACUCGCUUUCCGAUAGGUUGAGAUUAAGCUACGAUGCGCUGGCCGACGUGGACGGUUAUGUCAUUUCCUUGCAGUUGUGCUUCGUCUGCCUCGCUGCUUUCUCAGAAGACAAAGUCAUUUAUACUGAACUUGCUAUAAAGUACUGGAUUGGAGAAGGGUUGGUGGCCGGGACGAAUCCUUUCCAAAUUGGAGAGAUAUACGUCAAUUUGUUAGCGGACCGAUGCCUUAUUGAACCAGUAAGGAGGGGUUACGACGGAAAUGUGGUCCAUUUCAGGGUGCAUGAUGUUUUGCACGAUUUGGCACAUCAAAUUGCUGAGAAGGAAGAAAAAUGCUUAUUUCAGGCAGGCAGAGGUUUAUCUGAGUUUCCAGCGCAUGACUGUUCAGGACACGUCAGAGUUUCAUUGAUGGUCAACAGUUUGACUAGCAUUCCAAAGGCAUUCAGAGCUCCUUAUAUCCGGUCGUUGCUACUUGCCCACAAUACUUCUUUGAAAGAAAUUCCAAAAGAGGUGAUUGGGAGUAUGACCGCUCUCAGGGUCCUCGAUUUGUCAUAUACAGGUCUCCAGUCGUUGCCUAAAAGCAUGGGAUGUUUGAAGCAUUUAGUUUGCCUUAUGUUACACCAUGUGCCAAUCAAGAGAUUGCCAAACUCUGUCGGUGCUCUCAAAAACCUUCAAAUAUUAGAUCUUUCUAAAUCUGAUAUUACAGAACUCCCGGAUGGCAUUUCUAAGUUGACUUCCCUAAAACUUUUGGACGUUAGUUCCUGUGAAAAUCUGCUGCGCAUGCCUUAUGGGAUCUCACGCCUUACGUCCCUGGAGUACCUGGGUGCAAUCCGUUCUUCAAAUAUAAGUUGGAAUAAGCCUGAAAAACUUUCAAUUAGUGAUUUGGGCACCCUAAACCAACUUAAAAGGUUGGGGUUUGAUAACAACGGUGAAAUAAUUAGAGAAGGAAUGCUGGGAAGCUUGCGGCAGAUGGAGUAUCUAUAUUUGCGACUCACAGAUAUGGAAAGGCUACCCCAUGACAUGACUGCCAUGUUGAAAUUGAGGAAACUCCUCCUUGUUGGUCCUCAAUUACUUGAAAUUGAAAAUUCAUUUUGUGAAUUUCAACAUCUGAGCUACAUUAGCUUGUUUGAGUGCGACAUACUGAAACAACUACCGGCCAUGCAGAAACUUCCAUAUGUACUGCUCCAACAUAGAGAAGUUUCCAGAGGAAGAAAGAGCACUUCCCAAGCUAGAAGUAUUUUCAAUGGUAGAGGUGGAGAAGUUGGAGCAGCUGCCAAUAGUGGAAGAAAGAGCACUGCCUUCACUUAA